This is a messenger RNA of Vitrella brassicaformis, 1169 nucleotides long. NCBI's taxonomy places the organism in Eukaryota, Vitrellaceae. The record is from the annotation of a GenBank genome assembly.
UCACAACCUGCCGGCUUUUCCCUGGUGUUUGGCUGGUCCUGCGGGAAGUGGGGGAGGGAUCGUUUGGAGCGACUGAUGGGACCUUGACCAACCAGCCAUCCAACACACGUAUUCAUUAUUUCUACAUGUGUCUCCAUCCCACCUGAACAGGAAUGGGAACCGAGGUGCAUUGAUUUGCCUGGACAUCAUGCUGGAGCCCUGUCGAGACCCUCGUGGCGAUUUGGUCGUCGCCCCGGUCGCCGUCCCCCGCGACGUGGGGCUCAUUGGGGUGACCGCAGGGCUUCUUGACGUGUUGGUCGAUCGACGACGGGCCUCGGCGCGAACUGCAUUCAUACAUGGACACAACCAAUCGUUGAGUUGCUGCAUGCUUCGUUGGUUGGUUGGCGUAAUUACGUCUUUCAGCUCUCCAGUGGCUGGUGGCGUCAAAUCCCUCUGGAAGGGCUAUCAGCGCCUGGACCAAUAGAAUCAGCACAGGAGGAUGGUGGCUGUGAUGAGUUUGCGUGUGUAGGCACGCGUGCUCACCCUGCCACCCCUCCGAGAAGGGGUCACAUCUCUGACACAUGACAGAGACACAAGAGAUAGAGUGGGCCACAACCCGUCCCUCCAUCCCUUUGUUCCUUACUGUCCGGUCGGGCUUAACAGCCCCUCGGAGUCACAAUGCGCCGCAGUCGCCGAUAUGGACACCUGUCGCCUCCUGUCGGCCUUACCCGCACUCCCACGGGAGCUGGCACUGCCCUCACCAGACGACUCGCCCUCUGCAUCUCGCAGGAGAGAGGCUGGCGGUUCGGACAGAGACAGUGGCGCCCGUGGUGGCCCCACUGGAGGGGGCAGAUUCUCAGGGGCUGACGGCCUAUGACGGCAGCCACCUUGCUGGGUUGGCGGAGGGGCGUUGGCGGGCUGAUGCUGGCUGCUCGUGGGUGGCAAGACGGUCUUCUCAAGUGGUGAUGGGACGGCUUUAGGCUCUGAUGAGAGAGUGCCCAAUGUUGUAGCGCCAACGGACGCUGGCGACCCGCUGUCUUCCCCAAUGGAGCCGGGGAGGAGGAGUGGGCGUGCCUCGGGGCUGGCAUCAUCGACGCCGCCAUCCUGAAUCAAACCAAGACAUACACUGGGAUGGGUUGUUGUGUCGUGUCCCAUCCCACCUCAGCUAAGUUGAAUCUGAAUCCCCUCAU